This is a messenger RNA of Cryptococcus deneoformans JEC21, 1320 nucleotides long. RefSeq lists its product as hypothetical. The record is from RefSeq and is a predicted model, not a curated record. Gene Ontology annotation, cellular component: spliceosomal complex. Lineage: Eukaryota; Fungi; Basidiomycota; Tremellomycetes; Tremellales; Cryptococcaceae. The transcript is spliced from 4 exons. Gene Ontology annotation, biological process: spliceosomal complex disassembly. The coding region runs from base 39 to 1244 and encodes 401 amino acids.
CUCACAUUCAUGAAUUAAAAAGGUCUAAGGUAGCGACCAUGCCCCCCAUUCUCUCGGAAGAAGAAUCGGCUCUCGAUCCCUAUGUUGUCCUUGGAAUUGGAGCCGGGGCAACAACCAAAGAGGCUGAACGGGCGUUUCGUAAAAAGUCGCUCAAGUAUCAUCCGGACAAGAAUCCUGACCCUGGAGCUGCUGUAAUAUUCCAUCAACUAUCAUUAUCUCUCGGUAUCUUUCAAGAUCAGGCCAAACGCAAUUAUGUGGAUAACCAGCUCGAAACUGAUAGGAAAAAAAAGGAGCGAUAUGCAGAGAUGGAUAAAAAGCGUAAAGCGAUGGUCGAUGCGCUUGUAGCGAGGGAAGAAGAAGCCAAAAAGCAAAAAGUUGAGCAGGUCAAGAGACGGCAGCAGCAGGCAGACGAAGAAACCGUCAAGGAUGCUGGACGGCGAUUGUUGGAGGAAGCGCAAAAGCGUGCAGCUGCAGCAGCCGCUGCUGCUGCUACUGCUACUGCUCAAGCGCCAAAAGCGCCAGAGACGGCUACAUCAGAACCUACCGGUGGAAUCAAGGACAAGCCCACCAUAACACCUGAAGACCUCACCAUCCUCCUUACCCUCCCCGCUUCAUCGACCAUAACUUCUUCUGACCUUCAGACACGCCUCACCACAUCGUACGGCCCUAUCGCCCAUCUUAUCCUCCCUCCUGUCCCUUUAUCACAGCAAGCAGCAGAAAGUAAAGACGGCAAGAAGAAGAAGCCCAAAAGCCGGAAAGCGAUUGUAGAGUUUGCGAGUGGGAAUUGGGGUGGGUGUUAUGCGUGCUGGAUGGAUCAUGAGACCGGUCGGGGAAUGGAAGGGGUAAAAGCCAAGUUUGGAAGCGGGGAGGUGCCGGCAUGGGUUGCAUGGGCGGCGGAGACGCAGAAGCCUGGACGGAGACCGUCUCCCGCUGCUAGUGGCGGGGAUCAGCAAAUAAAUAAUGCCAAUGGGUAUGCGCCACCAAAGACAUCCUUCACAAUACCCACGACAACUUCAACACCUGCUUCCCCGCCGUCGUUCACUUCAGCGCCUGAUUUCUUUGCUGCGAGUGACGGUGAGGUCAGUAUGGCGGACCUUUUAGCGAAACAUGCUCAGAAGAAAUCUGCCAAGAGCGAGGAAGACCGGAGACGGCAGGAGUUUGAGAGCAUGACGUUGUCGAGAAUGAGGAUGAUGGAGAGGGAGAAGCUGGAGGCGGGAAUCAGGAGACAAGAGGAAGAGGAAUGAUCUAUGUCUGAUAUUUUGUAUUGUUGAUUUACACCAUCUCUACAGCACUAUAGAUGUAUAAUAUGAGUUUAAUCCG